Messenger RNA from Tuber melanosporum (Perigord truffle), 3176 nucleotides. RefSeq lists its product as uncharacterized. The transcript is spliced from 11 exons. Lineage: Eukaryota; Fungi; Ascomycota; Pezizomycetes; Pezizales; Tuberaceae. Gene Ontology annotation, molecular function: Glc3Man9GlcNAc2 oligosaccharide glucosidase activity. The record is from RefSeq and is a predicted model, not a curated record. Gene Ontology annotation, cellular component: endoplasmic reticulum membrane. Bases 132 to 3176 code for a protein of 1014 amino acids. Gene Ontology annotation, biological process: protein N-linked glycosylation; oligosaccharide metabolic process.
AGUUAUUCCAACACUACAUCUUCUGGCCCCUCUUUGCCCCUCCUUCUUACAUUUUUUUGUGCCCCUCGUCGGGCACUCGCUGCCUCUUACUCUUCACCUUCCGACUUUAUCGUUCAUCCCGUCAACCAGAAAUGGUGAAACACGGCCAACACGAGUACCUUACGCAGGAGGAGAGGAGAUUGAAGGAAGACAGGGAACGGAGGAAGUAUUGGAAGAAAUGGGGUCCCUAUCUCAGCGAGCGGCAAUGGGGAACUGUUCGUGAGGAUUACUCCGAGAACGGAGAUGCAUGGAGCCACUUUCCUCAUGACCAUGCGAAAGCCCGCACCUACCGCUGGGGUGAGGACGGGAUUGCAGGAGUGUCAGACACUCAUGGCCUUCAGAAUAUCUCCUUUGUGUUCUGGAAUGAGCAUGACGACUUCUUGAAAGAGCGUCUCUUUGGCCUUUCGAAUCCCCAGGGAAAUCAUGGGGAGUCUCUCAAGGAAGCGCAUUUCCAUCUCGAUAAUACACCUACCCACUCCUAUAUGAAAUAUUUGUACAAGUAUCCUCAGCGAAAAUUCCCCUAUGAGCAAUUGGUGGAGGAGAAUGGCAAGCGAAGUCGACACGUGCCGGAAUUUACUCUGAUGGACACCGGUAUUUUCAAGGAUGAUCGGUAUUGGGAUAUCUUCAUCGAAACUGCUAAGGAUACCAACGACGAGGAAGAGCUUCUUUUCCGUGUCACGGCUUGGAAUCGUGGGCCCGAGCCUGCACCUUUGCACAUUAUCCCGCAUAUGUGGUUCCGUAAUACUUGGGCUUGGGGCCACGAGGAUGAAUCUAAGAAGCCACACAUAAAACAGAAAAGUCCAUUGAUUGCCGGGUCGAAGCAUUGGGCGCUCGGAGAUCGCUACCUUCAACUCUCACCUUCACCAGGUGUCACUCCGGAAUCUCCAGACGUACUACCGGAACUUAUGUUUACGGAUAACGAUACCAAUUAUAAAUGCCUGUAUGGCGGCGAGAACCAGACACCAUACGUAAAGGAUGCGUUCCAUAGGUAUAUCGUUGACGACGAGAAGGAUGCGGUUAACCCUGCCAACACCGGUACCAAGGCUGCAGCUUGGUACGCAUUUGAGGAAGGCGACGGAGUGCCUCCUGGUGGCUGCGCAGUCGUCCGCUUCAAGUUUUCUCGAAAUGUAGAAAGCCGUUCAUACACUCCCGGUGAGUCGGAGAUCGGGAUCGAUGAAGAGCUUUUUGACGACAUCAUCGAGCGCCGUCGCUCCGAAGCCGAUGAAUUCUACUGGCGUAUUUCCCCGUUGCCGAUGGCCGAUGACCUUAGAAACAUUCAACGACAGGCGCUUAGUGGGAUGUUAUGGACGAAGCAGCACUACCACUUUGUGUGGGAUCAGUGGGCAAAUGGAGACCCAUCGCAGCCACCUCCACCCCCUGGCAGAAAGGGGAUUCGAAAUCAAACUUGGAGACAUAUGUACCUAGAUGACGUGCUUAGCAUGCCUGAUUGUUGGGAAUAUCCUUUCUUUGCUGCAUGGGAUACUGCGUUCCAUACGAUUCCGUUGGCGAUGGUCGACCCAGAUUUUGCGAAAAAACAGUUGGAUCUGUUGACUAGAGAAUGGUAUAUGCAUCCCAACGGCCAAAUCCCUGCCUAUGAGUGGAAUUUUGGGGACGUCAAUCCUCCGGUCCAUGCCUGGGCUGUCUUCAGGACUUUCAAGAUUGAGCGGAAGAUGUACGGUCGUGAGGAUCUCGACUUUCUUGAGCGUGUCUUCCAGAAGCUUCUCCUCAAUUUCACAUGGUGGGUUAACCGGAAAGAUUUUGAUGGUAAGAAUGUCUUCGAGGGCGGUUUCCUGGGGCUGGACAACAUCGGGAUCUUUAACCGCUCGGAGCCGUUACCCACUGGAGGUGUUCUCGAGCAAGCUGAUUCCACUGGGUGGAUGGCGUUUUAUUCUCUAAGCAUGCUCAAUAUUUCACUCGAACUAGCCAAGCACCGGAGAAUUUACGAGGAUAUUGCAAGUAAAUUCUUCGAACACUUCAUCUUCAUUAGUGAUGCUAUGACCUACAAGGAUGGUGGGAAAGAGGAAAGUUUGUGGAAUGAGGAAGAUGGCUUCUACUAUGAUGCUAUCUCAUGGGGAGGUCCAUUCUCGCAGCAAAUGCCUGUUAAGUCCCUUGUUGGGCUUAUCCCGCUAUAUGCUGUAUUGACUCUAGAACCCGAAUUGAUCAACAAGUUCCCGAGCUUCAAAAAGCGUAUGGACUGGUUUGUUGAGACGCGUAAUGAUGUUGCGGAGAGAAACAUCGCCAGUAUGAAAAAGAGAGGACAAGGCGAGAGGAUACUGUUGAGUUUAGUCAGCAAGGACAGAUUGAAGAGGAUUUUGGAGAAGAUGUUAGACGAGGAUGAAUUCUUCAGUGAUCAUGGGAUUCGAUCGUUAUCGAAAUACCAUAAGGAAAACCCCUAUUCUAUGAACGUUAAUGAACAGGAAUUCAAGGUUGAUUAUGUUCCCGGUGAUUCAAAUAGUGCACUAUUUGGUGGUAACAGCAACUGGCGUGGCCCUAUCUGGCUUUGUGUCAACUUCCUUCUUAUUGAAUCCCUUCUCCGCUUUUACAUGUUCUACGGAGAUUCCUUCCAAGUAGAAUGUCCCACGGGUUCUGGGGAUUACAUGCAUCUUGGCCACGUUGCUGAGGAGCUCCAGCAUCGCCUUCAACACAUCUUUGCUCGUGGAGACGACCGCCGCCGUGCCUGCAAUGCUGGUAUCGACAAGCUCGACUUCGAUCCCAAUUGGCGUGACUAUCUUUGGUUCCAUGAGUUUUUCCAUGCCGACACAGGCGCCGGCUUAGGGGCAAGCCACCAAACCGGGUGGACUGGAUUGGUUGCCAAGAUGAUUCACGACUCUGGCGUUAACUGUAGAUUACCACAGACACCAAGGACACCUCGCACAGCAGCCAACCACUACUUUGAUGAUAUCUUUAGCAGGGUUUCCAAGCCCAAGCCCUACAUGGGGCGCAGAGCUAGUACGAGGAGCAUUGAUGCUCGCAGCGAUUGGGCUGAGGAUGAUGAUGAAACCGAAGACCAGAAAAGAGAGAGGGAGAAGGAUGAUGAGGAGGUCUUGGGAUAUGUCAGUAAUCAACUGAAGCGGGUAACCAGCCACGCGAGUGUGUUCGAUGACCAUGACGAUGAGUACGAGGUCAGUGUGAACUAG